Oikopleura dioica is the source of this 921-nucleotide messenger RNA. The record is from the annotation of a GenBank genome assembly. NCBI's taxonomy places the organism in Eukaryota, Metazoa, Chordata, Appendicularia, Copelata, Oikopleuridae.
AUGCUGCUCUGGAGGAGGAAUUUGAAGAUUAAUCAUUUUUCGUAUUCAAAAGGUCUCUCGUUUCCGCUUCUGUACCUGAUCAUUGGCUUUCUUGUGGUCUUGGUCUUGCCACUGCUGAUCAUCUAUCACGUGGACCAGGUCAAUUCCUCGAUAACGACCGAUUUCGUCGCUCCGGAACUUCAGCACUCCAAAGAAUCAGUCCUCCUUCUUCACACUUUUUCAGGAGAAAGUGUAAUCUAUUCCCCUGGCGUCGCAGACUUGGCUGAUUUGAGUGACAGAGCUCUUUGCUCAACCACCAUCCAGCCUGAUUACAGCUACCUCUCCAGAAUUAAGGUCUCCUACUCGUGCUCAGUCGGAGAUGUGAUCGGUUUCGAGCUGUACAGCUACCUGAAAAUGAAAAUGCCUGGCUUCUCAAAAGAGAGCGAAUUUAUCAAUCAACUUAUUCUUACGUCUGACUAUUCAAACAACCCGUCGAUAAGUGCCGAAACGAAUUCUCACAUUCGCCUAAACCAAUUCGCCACUUCAAGAGAACAUCCAAAUAGCGCCCUGCUGCCUGCCAAAGGAGUAAACAUCUCGCCUGCUUUUCUCCCAUCCGUUUCUCCUUCUCUUUGGAACGGAGAAGAAGCGUUGAAGAAUCAAACAAGGAGAAACAUCAGAUUCGACGAGUCACAUCAUCAAACCCGCUGGACUGCUGGCUCAGACGGCUCUUUUCAGCUUACAAUGAAUUAUGAAUUGGCCACCAUGUCCGUCCAGCGCGAAGCCAGUACUUGGAGCUCGAUUAAAUAUAGAUUUAUUCAAUACAUGGCGUUUUUCACAGUUUUCGCCUUCGUCUUCGACAAGCUCAACGACUUCCUCUUCCAAUGCGGCGUAUUUGCCAGCUUUUCGAAAUUGGAGAAAAUCAACCAAUUCAAGAAGGAUUGA